UGUUUUAAACGGAACCAAACGUACAUCCGAUUGGCUAUGCAAUUCACCAAGGAACGAAAAAAGCCGAUUGGGCCAAGAAUUCUUUUCUAAUGGCGGAACCUUCCACCAGGAAACAGUUGUGAUGUAUUGUUCUCGUUAUAUGUGGAACAAAGAUUAGUUCUGCGCUACUUGUUUUUUAUCGUUGAAAUGGCCACGUUAGUUCUGGACAACGGAGCGUACACGGCGAAAAUAGGAUACAGUCAGGAGGAAGUCAGUGUUAUCCCAAACUGCCAGUUUCGCUCCAAGACGUCCAGGCUGAAAACAUUCACAGCCAACCAGCUCGAUGAGAUCAAAGAUCCUUCAGGCCUCUUUUAUAUCCUGCCCUUCCAGAAGGGUUAUCUGGUCAAUUGGGAUGUCCAGAGGAAAGUGUGGGAUCAUUUGUUUGGAAAAGAGAUGUUCAAGGUGGAGUUUGCAGACACCAGCGUCGUCAUCACAGAGCCGUACUUCAACUUCACAUCCAUCCAGGAGUCAAUGAAUGAGAUCCUGUUUGAAGAGUACCAAUUCCAGUCAGCUCUCAGGAUAAACGCGGGCUCUCUCAGCGCUCACCACUACUUCCACUCCAAGCCCUCAGAGCUCUGCUGCCUGGUGGUGGACACUGGGUUCUCCUUCACACACAUCGCCCCAUACUGUCGCAGCAGGAAAAUGAAAGAGAGCAUCCACAGAAUCAACGUUGGAGGGAAGCUUCUGACCAAUCACUUGAAGGAGAUCAUUUCAUAUCGCCAGUUACAUGUCAUGGAUGAAACUCAUGUGAUCAACCAGGUGAAGGAAGACGUCUGCUACGUCUCGCAGCACUUUUACAAGGACUUGGAGAUUGCACAGAUGAAGGGGGAGGAGAACACUGUGAUGAGGGACUAUGUUCUUCCAGACUUUAGCACCAUCAAGAAAGGCUUCUGCAAGCCCCGAGAAGAGAUGGUCUACAGUGGAAAGUAUAAGACAGGAGAGCAGAUCUUAAGGUUGGCAAACGAGCGCUUUGCUGUUCCUGAGAUUCUCUUUCAGCCUUCAGACAUUGGCAUCCAGGAGAUGGGCGUCCCGGAAGCCAUCAUCAACUCCAUCCAGUCCCUGCCAGAAGGUCAACUCCUAGAUGCAGCCUCACUUCUACCAGAACAUUGUCCUGACCGGAGGAAAUGCCUUGUUACCAGGCUUCAGAGAGCGCCUGGAGGCCGAGCUGCGAUCGCUUGCCCCGGCCCACCUCCCAGUGUCAGUCCUGCUACCUGCAAAUCCGAUCUGUUAUUCAUGGCAAGGAGGGAAACUGCUGGCCCACCACCCAGACUACGAGGAGAUGGUGGUGACAAGAGAGGAGUACGAAGAGAACGGACAUUGCAUUUGUGAAGAGAAGUUUGAUAUUUGAAUUUAUAAACGUGAUAAAACCUCUGAGCCACACUUGCCUGUCAGCAGACUUUUUCCUUUGUACAUCUUCUCUGCUCCUGCACCAACAGGAUGGACAAGGUCUGCCUUUCAAGUUAUUUCAGACAAAUGGAAUCAAAUAUGUGACGUGAAUAAGGAAAAGGAUUGUUUUCUACAGCUAUCAUGUUUUGUUGGAAUAUUGUUUGCAGUAGUUAUUUUUCUGAGUCAUUUACUACAUUUUCUAACCUGUGGACACACAAUUGGUGAUUGUGUUCAAGAUUGGUUUCUCAGUCUUUAAACAUAAAAAAACUGUCAACAUUUUGCCAAGAUGUUGUUUUCAUGUGUUGUUGGUGAAGAAACA
Messenger RNA from Betta splendens (Siamese fighting fish), 1744 nucleotides. It is a transcript of the gene actr6, whose product is annotated as actin related protein 6. The record is from RefSeq and is a predicted model, not a curated record. Gene Ontology annotation, cellular component: Swr1 complex. Gene Ontology annotation, molecular function: nucleosome binding. Bases 187 to 1368 code for a protein of 393 amino acids. The transcript has 11 exons. Lineage: Eukaryota; Metazoa; Chordata; Actinopteri; Anabantiformes; Osphronemidae.